GUUGGAAUGGAUCGAUCGACACGUUCCUACCGAGUCGCGUAGUGUAUAAAAGAUUACAUUUUACCGCUGGAUGGUGUAUAGUUUGCGCUCGAAGCUAAUACGAUGAAGUUCUGCAUUGCUCUAGUGGCCGUCUGUCUCUCGGUGAUGGUCAGCGUGAAGGCUGACCAGGGCGAGGAGAUGGAGCAGGCGAAGGAAAUGCUGCGAGGAUUGGCGGCCGAGUGUAAAACUAAGGAAGGCGCUACGGAUGACGAUGUGGAAGGGUUCGUGAAUGAUAAGAUGCCCGAAUCGCGCACCCAAAAAUGUUUGGCCGGUUGUAUGCAGGAACAGUUCGGUAUCUCGAACGGGAAAGCGUUCCAGGAGGAUGGGUUCAUCGAGAUCGCAAAGAUGCUGAUGAAGGGUGACGAGAGCAAGAUCGAGCUGGCGAAGGAGAUCGCCGCGGACUGUAAGGAGGUGGCGCACGACGACCGGUGCGAGCUGGCGGUGGAGAUUAUGAAGUGUUUGAAGGAGUCGGCCGAAAAGCAUGGCAUUGACCUUAAACACUAAGGCACGAUCACACCGAUGAACAAUAAACGAUGGCUACUGAAGAGGAAUGCUAGGUUAGUAACGUACAAGCGAUCGACGCCUUGCGGGCAGAUGCACCCGUACAAAUACAAAUAGCUCUAUUCGUA
Messenger RNA from Anopheles stephensi (Asian malaria mosquito), 668 nucleotides. RefSeq names its product general odorant-binding protein 19d-like. The transcript has 2 exons. The record is from RefSeq and is a predicted model, not a curated record. Gene Ontology annotation, molecular function: odorant binding. Lineage: Eukaryota; Metazoa; Arthropoda; Insecta; Diptera; Culicidae. Gene Ontology annotation, biological process: sensory perception of smell. Bases 103 to 543 code for a protein of 146 amino acids.